This is a messenger RNA of Grammomys surdaster, 2980 nucleotides long. It is a transcript of the gene Klhl26, whose product is annotated as kelch like family member 26. Gene Ontology annotation, molecular function: protein binding. The transcript is spliced from 3 exons. The record is from RefSeq and is a predicted model, not a curated record. NCBI's taxonomy places the organism in Eukaryota, Metazoa, Chordata, Mammalia, Rodentia, Muridae. The coding region runs from base 33 to 1853 and encodes 606 amino acids.
CGCGGCCCCGUCGCUCGGGCGCCCGGCGGAAGAUGGCGGAGUCCGGCGGCAGCAGUGGCUCUGGUCAGAGCCCUGAGCGCCCGAACAGCUUGGCUGACAGGAAUGGGGCCCUCAAGUGCACCUUCUCUGCAGCUGGCCACAGCGCUGGUCUUCUGCAGGGCCUGGCUGCCCUCCGUGCGCAGGGCCAGCUGCUCGAUGUGGUCCUUACUGUCAACAGUGAAGCCUUCCAUGCGCACAAGGUGGUCUUGGCGGCCUGCAGUGACUAUUUUAGGGCCAUGUUCACUGGUGGCAUGCGUGAGGCCAGCCAGGCCGUCAUCCAGCUGCAGGGUGUGUCUGCACGUGGCCUGCGUCACAUCAUCGAUUUCGCCUACAGUGCUGAGGUGACACUGGAUCUAGACUGUGUGCAGGACGUGCUAGGUGCCGCCGUGUUUCUGCAGAUGCUCCCGGUAGUGGAACUGUGCGAGGACUUUCUGAAAGCCGCCAUGAGCGUAGAGACGUGCCUGCACAUUGGCCAGAUGGCUACCACCUUCAGCCUGACGUCACUGAGGGAGUCAGUAGAUGCCUUCACAUUCCGCCACUUCCUGCAGAUCGCAGCAGAGGAGGACUUUCUGCGCUUGCCACUCGAGCGCCUUGUCUUCUUUCUGCAGAGCAACCGGCUGCAGAGCUGCGCCGAGAUUGACCUGUUCCGCGCUGCUGUGCGCUGGCUGCAGCAUGAUCCGGCCCGCCGUGCCCGCGCCAGCCUCGUGCUGCGCCACGUGCGCUUCCCGCUCAUGCAGCCCGCCGAGCUGGUGGACAGCGUGCAGACACUCGACGUCAUGCUGGACGAUGCCCUGUGUCGCCAGUACCUACUGGAGGCCUUCAGCUACCACGUGCUGCCCUGCCGCCAGCAUGACAUGCAGUCGCCACGCACGGCUGUGCGCUCUGACGUAGCGUCCCUCGUGGCUUUCGGAGGCACACCCUAUACCGACAGCGACCGAGUUGUCAGCAGCAAGGUGUUCCAGUUGCCUGAGCCCGGGGCCCGCCACUUCCGCGAGCUCACAGAGAUGGAGCUGGGCUGCAGCCACGCGGGCGUGGCUGUGCUGGAUAACUUCGUGUACGUGGCAGGCGGCCAGCACCUGCAGCACCGCAGUGGCGAGGGUGCUGUGGAUGCUUGCUACCGCUAUGAUCCGCAGCGCAAUCGCUGGCUGCGGCUCCGGGCGCUGCGUGAGAGCCGCGUGCAGUUCCAGCUCACUGCACUGGGCGGGCUGCUGUAUGCCACGGGUGGCCGCAAUCGCGCAGGCAGCCUGGCGUCUGUGGAACGCUACUGCCCACGCCGUGACAGCUGGGACUUUGCCUGCCCACUCAAGCGCCGCACCUGGGGCCAUGCGGGUGCCGCGGCUGCUGGUCGCCUCUACAUCUCAGGUGGCUAUGGAGUCUCAGCCGAGGACAAGAAGGCAUUGCAGUGCUAUGAUCCGGCAGCCGACCGCUGGGAGCCCAGGGCGCCCAUGCGUGAGCCCCGCGUGCUACACGCUAUGUUGGGCGCUGCCGGCCGCAUCUAUGCCCUAGGUGGCCGCAUGGACCACGUGGACCGCUGCUUCGAUGUGCUGGCCGUGGAGUACUACGUGCCAGACACUGACCAGUGGACCAGUGUGACCCCUAUGCGCGCUGGUCAGUCGGAAGCUGGCUGCUGCCUGCUGGAGAGGAAGAUCUACAUCGUGGGUGGCUACAACUGGAGGCUGAACAACGUCACAGGCAUUGUGCAGGUGUACAACACUGAGACGGAUGAGUGGGAGAGAGACCUGCACUUCCCCGAGUCCUUUGCAGGCAUUGCCUGUGCUGCCGUGCUGCUGCCCCGCUCAGGUCACGGGAGGUAGCUUGGUAUCCCCACCUGACCUGUUCCCCACAAGUGUCAGACCUGGCCCAGGGGUUCCCCACCUCCCAGCCCCAAGUCGGCAGAGAGAUCUGGCCCCAGUGUUUUAGGCACCAUGGCAGCCAUUGCCCAGUGAACAUCUCUGCACUGUUCUGUGUGGUUAGGCCUCAGUUCCCCUCAACCCUAGCCAGACAGAUACCAGCUUGUGGGCGUAAAACACCAAGUCCCUGUCUCCUGACUAAAAUCUUCUGUCUAAAAUCCUAGCCUGGAUUUCUGCCAUGGGUUCCACAAGGCAGAAAGAGACUCCUUAGAAUUGCCCUCUGAACUCCACGUGGGCACCAUGGGACACUCAUGCAGGCACACAAUCAAGUGAGUAAGAUUGUAAACCAGCUUUCAAGAUGUCGGAGCCAGAGCAAGUCCCAGAGGCACCCUGACAGGUGACAGAUGCAGCCAUGUCUUCACUGCCAAGCUCCCUGGCCCACCUUGACCUGUGGGCUUCUGGAGCAUCCCCAAAGACUCCUUAUCCAAUUACCCAGCAUUCUUCGCCUGUGUCACCCACUUUUAUGAGAAGACCGAGCCAAGUGAGGCAUGACAUGGCCUGUCCCCACAUUCUGGAGGCUAAUGAGGGAGAAUCAUUGCAAGUUCUAGGCCAGCCAGGGCCACAAAGCCUUGAAACAACAAGGAAACUCAGAAACCAGUAGCAGAGAAGACACAAAAGCCAUCUCAGGUGAGGUGGCCUGUGUCAGAUGGCCUGAGAGGAGAACCAGCUGGGCAGUCAUCUCCCAUGGUGGCUACAGAAAGCGGUACUCCCAGGUCUGGCCCACCCCGGGGUGGAGUGGUGGGAGCUGCUGUGAUCGCAAGCCCCAAGAUGGCAGCUCUGCUUUGUUCUGCUGUUUAAACCCUGAACUCUCAUCUUUGUUUUGUUUCAUUUUUUUCUUGUUUAAGGAAGCCAGUUCCACUGUCUUCCAAAUGAGUGUGUUCUCCGGUGAUCUGAAAUGUCCCUUGCUGCUCACAGACAUGGAUGUCACUGUUGUACGGCUGCUCAGCACAUGAGUAAUUAACCUCAGUCCUUUGCUGCGGCCUCUGCUGGUCAGUCCUAUCUGUGAUUUAAUAAAGGCGGUAUGGAGGAAG